UCUUAAACAGUGAAGCAAUGAACAGACGUCGAUCUCAACUGCAUUUCUUCAUUUUCUGGAGUCUUUUAUGCUUAUCCCGCCAAGCGAGAGUAAAGAACAUCUCUUCCGCCGUGGCAAGGCAAAUUCGAUCCAUUGGAUUUCCCGAGGGUAGCGGAAUGGGGAUAUUUUUUGCUAUUGCAAUACCAAUAGACAUACCGGAUAAAUCGAUUUCCGUUUCCAAUUACUUUGAAGCAAAUUACGGACUGCCAGGCGAUAAAAAUUCCAGUUAUUUCGAAGAAUAUUAUCAAAAGAGAAGUAUCGACAGACGUUUCGCUUAUAACAUCCUGGAAAAUAAAUUGAAAAGUGCAGGAUAUCCAGCAAGAACUUGUCUACUGCGCACCAUUUGUGAGGCUGCAGAAAUUCCCUUAAUCGAAAACGGUUUAAUCGGAGACAUUCUACAAAUACUUUUUACACCCUCUGCAUCGCAAGAUGAAAAUUUACCAAUGGAGAUCAAAGAAGCAGAAUUUGCGAAGAAUUGCGCGGAUGUUUAUAGCGAUUGUCCUAUUAGUUUACUGGAUAUGAUAAGUUAAAAGAAAACUUUAAGAAAAACAUAAAUGUAAGAAAAUUGAAAAAUUUUCAAUAAGAAAUUAUUAUUAUAUAAAUUAAUAAUAAUAUUAUUAAAUAUUAUUAUUAAUUUAAAACAUUAAAUAAUCAAACUUGUGAUAACCAACGUACAUAGAUUAAAAAAGUUAUGUGUCCGUUCAAUAACUUACAAAUUAAAAAAUAGUGAUAAUGUGCAAUAACUCAAGACUAUUAUUACAAUAUUAAAAUUAAGACCAUCUUAUUAAAAUAUUUUACC
Molecule: messenger RNA, 838 nt
Organism: Belonocnema kinseyi
Lineage: Eukaryota; Metazoa; Arthropoda; Insecta; Hymenoptera; Cynipidae
Exons: 5
Coding region: 18-569 (183 amino acids)
Source: RefSeq, a predicted model, not a curated record